GCAGCUUCCUGGGGAACUCCCCAAAACUCAGGCUUUCCCCUUGGACCCUUUACGAGGAUUCUCAUCACUCUCCACUUUCGUUUAAUCCAAGAAAGCGGAAUCUGCAAAGGGCUUUUCGGAAGUUUCCUUAAGGGAUCCUUCAUAGACAAAAUGAAUCCCAAGGAAGAAAAAGUAAACAUCAUUACAGAGGAGUUCAUUGAAAAUGAUGAGGAUGCCCACGUGGGAAGUAAAAAGAAGAACUCGAAGAUGCAAAGACAAAAAAGGAUGAAACAGCCUCUGCCAGCUGGCCCCAAGGAAAUGGUGUCGGAAAAACCCCAUACCAGCAAGCAGCAGGAACCCCUGCAGGGAGAGCCCCUGGAACCCGUGCAGGGAGAGCACGAGGCUCACCUCCUGAGCACGAUGACCCGACGAGGCCCUCGAAGCUUACCUCCAAUUCCUUCAGCUUCCAGAACAGGCUUUGCAGAAUUUUCCAUGAGGGAACGCAUGAGGGAGAAAUUACAAGCUGCGAGGUCCAAAGCAGAAAGUGCUUUGCUGCAGGAAAUUCCCAUCCCACGACCCAGGCGCUUACAAAGUCCCAGUGAAAAGGAAACGGAGACUGGAUUUGGCACGGAGCCAGAUAAAGAGGUAUUAAGAACUCAACAAGAAGACGGCUCCCACUCAAGAGUAAAGUUCCAUGGUUCUGUACGAAAAAUCAAGUCUAAAGCUCCGAUUCCUACUGGUUUUCCUUCUGCAGAGCAGGCCUAUAACUUCUUUACUUUCAACUUUGACCCUGAACUGGGGGAAAUGGAGGGAAAACUGAAAGCAAAAAGUAGAGAUGCCACGAAUCAAGAGGGGGAAGAAGGGGAGGAAGAAGAAGCACCUGUGCAAGAAGGAGUAAACCAAACGGAUGAGGAAGAGCUCCUUAGUGGUAGGGAUGAAGAUGACUUCCUGUUGGGCUUAGAUCCUGCAGCAGAAGAUUUUGUGGCAAUCAGACCUGCAGAUUAUGAAAGUGUCCAUGUUCGGAUGCAGAUGGAAAAAGAAAUCUUAUUCACACCCAGUAGGCUGACAGUGCCUACCUAUAAAAAGCUUCCUGAGAAUGUGCAGCCCAGAUUCCUGGAAGAUGAAGGCCUUUAUAUCGGGGAAAGACCGACGGUGCCACGCACUAAUCAGAACAUCGUGGAGAACAGGCUGCUGACCCAGGAGCCGGGAAGAAGAUGGUUUGGAGAUGACGGCAGAAUCCUCGCACUGCCAAACCCCAUCAAGCCAUUUCCUUCAAGGUCACCCGUGUUAACACUGGAGCAAGACACUAAGGCGGAACUUGAGACGUUAUAUAAAAAGGCAGUAAAAUAUGUCCACAGCAGUCAGCAAAUGAUUGGAUCUGGAGACCCUCCUGGAAAUUUCCAACUGGACAUUGAUAUUUUGGGGUUAAUGUUCACCCAUCACCCCUGUUUCAGCCGAGAACAUGUUUUGGCGGGCAAGCUGGCCCAGCUCUAUGACCAGUAUGUUGCAAGACAUCAGAGAAACAAGGCGCAAUUUCUCACCGAUAAGCUCCAAGCACUGAGAAAUGCUGUUCAGACUAGUCUUAAUCCAGCAAAACCUCACAAGUCUCUUGAGGCAGCCCAAAAAGCCGUCAAUGAGUAUAAAUCUGAAAUUCGGCAAACAAGAAAACUGCGUGAUGCUGAAGAAGAAAAAGAUCGAACACUGCUUAAGAACAUCAUAAAAGUUUGGAAAGAGAUUAAAUCUCUUCGAGAGUUCCAGAGAUUUAUGAAUACGCCCUUGAAACUUGUUUUGAGGAAGGAAAAAGUUGACCAGAAAGCAGAUGAAGAAGCUUAUGAAGCAGAAAUCCAAAUGGAAAUACGUGAGUUGUUGGACGAAUGCAUGGAAGAGUACGAACAGAAGAUGGCCGAGUUCAGAACUGCACAUCAACAGUGGAGAGCCUGGAAGAAAGCCCAAAGGGCCAAGAAGAAAAAAAAGAAGCAAGUGGAAGAUGACAAUCCUGAUGAAGAGACUGAAGAGCCAUAUCCUGGGGAGGCCCCCAUGAAACCUGUCCCUCCAGAGCUCACUGACCAGGCAGUGAUAGAACAGCAGGUGAGGGACAGAGCGGCUCAGAGCAGGAGGAGGCCUGGGGAGCCCAGGCUGGUCCCGGAGCUGAGCCUGGCGGGGAGCGUGACGCCCAGUGACCAGUGUCCCAGGGCCGAGGUCUUGAGGAGGGAGGAUGUGAAGAGGCGCUCUGUGUAUCUGAAGGUGCUCUUCAACAACAAGGAGGUGUCCAGGACGGUCACCCGGCAGAUGGGGGCGGACUUCCGAGUCCACUUUGGACAGAUUUUCAACUUGCAGAUAGUCAACUGGCCAGAGAGUUUGACACUUCAGGUAUAUGAAAUAGUCGGGCACAGUGGUACCACCUUGCUAGCAGAAGUGUUUCUGCCCAUCCCUGAAACGACAGUUGUCACUGGAAGGGCUCCCGUUGAAGAAGCUGAGUUUAGCAGUAACCAGCAUGUGACGCUGGACCACGAAGGAGUCGGAAGUGGAGUGCCCUUCUCGUUUGAAGCUGAUGGUAGCAAUCAAAUCACUCUAAUGACCUCGGGGAAAGUGUCCAACAGUGUGGCGUGGGCCAUUGGAGAAAAUGGGAUACCUUUAAUUCCUCCUUUGUCACAGCAGAACAUUGGAUUUCGGAGCGCUUUGAAGAGAGCAGAUGCCAUCUCAUCUGUUGGCACUUCUGGAUUGACAGACAUGAAAAAACUGGCCAAGUGGGCAGCAGAGUCCAAGCUCGACCCAAAUGACCCCAACAAUGCCCCUUUGAUGCAGCUAAUCUCGAUUGCUACCAGUGGUGAAUCCUAUGUCCCUGAUUUCUUUCGACUGGAACAGCUGCAACAGGAAUUUAACUUUGUUUCUGAUGAUGAAUUAAAUAGAUCCAAACGAUUCAGACUUCUUCAUCUUAGAAGCCAAGAGGUACCAGAGUUCCGAAAUUAUAAGCAAAUUCCAGUAUAUGACCGAGAAAUUAUGGAAAAGGUAUUCCAGGACUACGAGAAACGGCUACGGGACAGAAAUGUAAUUGAAACCAAGGACCACAUAGACACCCACAGGGCCGUAGUAGCCAAGUACCUCCAACAGGUUAGAGAAUCUGUGAUAAAUCGUUUCCUAAUUGCAAAACACCAUUUUCUUCUUUCUGAUUUGAUCAUAGAAGAAGAAGUUCCCAAUAUCAGCAUUUUGGGCCUGAGUCUUUUCAAGCUGGCAGAACAAAAGCGACCACUGAGGCCAAGGAGAAAAGGACGGAAGAAGGUGACAGCCCAAAACCUGUCUGAUGGUGACAUCAAGCUGCUGGUGAACGUCAUCCGGGCCUAUGACAUUCCAGUGAGGAAGCCGACAGCAAGCAAGUUCCAGCAGCCAUCAAGGUCAUCCAGGACGUUCAGCGAAAAGCAUGCUGCUUCCACAACCACCCAAAGCCCAGCCCACGGGGCCGACUACCACCUCAGCCAGGUUUUAGUACGUCCUUUUGUAGAAGUUUCUUUUCAACGAACUAUUUGCCACACAACUACGGCAGAAGGACCAAAUCCCAGCUGGAAUGAAGAACUUGAACUUCCGUUUAGAGCUCCUAAUGGGGAUUACAGCACUGCCAGUUUGCAGUCAGUGAAAGAUGAUGUGUUCAUUAACAUUUUUGAUGAAGUGCUAUAUGAUGUCUUAGAGGAUGACCGUGAAAGAGGAAGUGGAAUCCAUACCCGUAUUGAGAGACACUGGUUGGGAUGUGUGAAAAUUCCAUUUAGCACGAUAUAUUUCCAAGCAAGGAUUGAUGGCACAUUUAAAAUAAAUAUUCCCCCCGUUCUUCUGGGCUACAGUAAGGAGCGCAACAUGAUUCUUGAGCGGGGUUUUGAUUCUCCUCGAAGCCUAAGUGAAGGCUCCUACAUCACCCUGUUCAUCACCAUUGAGCCUCAGCUGGUUCCUGGAGAGACGGUUCGGGAAAAGAUGAGUGACAUGCUUAAAAAGUUUGAUUCUCAGGAAGAUGAGAAAUUGCUUCAAGCAACAGAGAAGUUUCAAGCUGAAUGUGCCUUAAAGUUUCCAAAUCGUCAGUGCCUUACAACAGUGAUUGACAUAAGUGGAAAAACCGUUUUUAUUACACGUUAUCUCAAGCCUUUAAACCCUCCUGAGGAGCUUCUCAAUGCCUUCCCUAAUAAUCCACAGGCAACUGCAGAACUGGUGGCUCGAUAUGUGUCUCUGAUUCCUUUCUUGCCUGAUACUGUGUCAUUUGCUGGUGUCUGUGACCUGUGGAGCACAUCUGAUCAAUUUCUUGAUCUCCUGGCAGGCGAUGAAGAAGAACAUGCAGUACUACUAUGUAAUUAUUUUCUGUCCUUGGGUAAAAAGUCCUGGCUCAUGAUAGGCAAUGCUAUUCCCGAGGGUCCAACUGCCUAUGUGUUAACUUGGGAGCAAAGUCAUUAUUUAAUAUGGAAUCCCUGCAGUGGACAUUUUUAUGGGCAAUUUGAUACAUUCUGUCCCUUAAAAAGUGUGGGCUGCUUAAUCGGACCUGAUAAUAUUUGGUUUAAUAUUCAACAAUAUGAUUCUCCUUUAAGGAUAAAUUUUGAUGUCACCAAGCCCAAGCUUUGGAAAUCUUUCUUUUCAAGAAGCCUUCCAUAUCCUGGUCUUACCAGCGUUCAGCCAGAAGAGCUCCUUUACCAGCGUACAGACAAAGCAGCUACAGCCGAGCUACAAGACAGGAUUGAAAAAAUACUAAAAGAAAAAAUCAUGGACUGGAGGCCACGCCAUCUGACUCGGUGGAAUAGGUACUGUACCUCCAUGCUGCGUCACUUCCUGCCUCUGUUAGAAAGAAGCCAAGGAGAAGAUGUGGAAGACGACCACAGAGCAGAACUGAUAAAACAAUUAGGAGACUACCGAUUCUCUGGAUUUCCCCUCCACAUGCCCUAUUCUGAAGUGAAGCCUUUGAUUGAAGCUGUGUAUAGCACUGGAGUACAUAAUAUUGAUGUUCCUAAUGUUGAAUUUGCUCUAGCUGUAUAUAUCCACCCAUAUCCUAAAAAUGUUUUGUCUGUUUGGAUCUAUGUUGCCUCCCUUAUACACAACAGGUAAUUUUUUAUUGUACUUUUUAUAUCAUAUAAAAACUUUAAUCAUGAUAUGAGAACUUUUUUCAAUGUAUGUAAAAUUUAUUUUUGCUUAAUGAUACUGAUCACACCAGAAGAAAAUAUUAUUUGC
This is a messenger RNA of Choloepus didactylus (southern two-toed sloth), 5175 nucleotides long. It is a transcript of the gene CC2D2A, whose product is annotated as coiled-coil and C2 domain containing 2A. Gene Ontology annotation, cellular component: ciliary transition zone. Gene Ontology annotation, biological process: protein localization to ciliary transition zone; non-motile cilium assembly. The record is from RefSeq and is a predicted model, not a curated record. Bases 151 to 5052 code for a protein of 1633 amino acids. Lineage: Eukaryota; Metazoa; Chordata; Mammalia; Pilosa; Megalonychidae. The transcript has 38 exons.